Molecule: messenger RNA, 351 nt
Organism: Aspergillus pseudoviridinutans
Lineage: Eukaryota; Fungi; Ascomycota; Eurotiomycetes; Eurotiales; Aspergillaceae
Exons: 2
Coding region: 1-351 (116 amino acids)
Source: RefSeq, a predicted model, not a curated record
AUGGCAAUCACGGAAUCAUCGAUCAAGGCCAACCACGGGGCCUCUGUUCCCGAUACGAGUGCGUCUCAGGAGCAAAUGUCUCAAGCUACAUGGCUCCAGUCCAGGGGAAUCAAGGUCGCAGACCGCGUUCGGUUGGCCAGGCUCUCUCAUAUGCGUUAUCAGCAUCCAGACCUGGACGCGUUAGCGGAUUUUAUGCUGGAUUUUGGAAUGGUGAUAGCAAAAAGAACCGAGAAUGAAAUCUGGUUCCGAGGCUAUGGAAUCGACCAGUAUGUCUACUAUGCAACGAAAGGACCAAAGAAGUUCUUGGGAGGAGUAUUCGCAUUCGACUCGGAAGAGGAGUUUGAGAAGUAA